Messenger RNA from Lactuca sativa (garden lettuce), 654 nucleotides. RefSeq names its product protein ZW2. Gene Ontology annotation, molecular function: sequence-specific DNA binding. NCBI's taxonomy places the organism in Eukaryota, Viridiplantae, Streptophyta, Magnoliopsida, Asterales, Asteraceae. The record is from RefSeq and is a predicted model, not a curated record. Gene Ontology annotation, biological process: DNA-templated transcription.
AUGGCCACCAACGCUCUUCAAACAUUCACGGCGUUUUACGACGGUUGGCUUCUCCGUCACCAGCGCCUCCAAGACCAGUUAUCCACCGUCGCCAAUGUCAAAGAAGAAGAUCUCAGUAAAUUGGUGGAACAAGCCGCCGAACAUUACCGCCUAUACUAUGAACAAAAAUCAAUCGCAAUCGAUAAAGACGUUUUUCUCAUAUGCUCUCCGCCGUGGUACACCUCUUUCGAGAAAGCAUUGUUCUGGGUGAGCGAAUUCCCACCGUCGUUGUUCUUCCGGUUCCUUAGCGAUCUGAAUCUGACGACGGAGCAGGCGAGGAGGGUGGAGACGGUGAGGGUGGAAGCGGCGAGGAAGGAGUCGGAGAUAGGGGAGGCGAUGGCGACGGUACAGGAGAGUUUAGCAGCGGCGCCGUUGUAUGGGUUGGUGAAUAGGACGGAGAGGUUGGUGGAUGGGCAGGUGUCGGAGCUGGAUGAUGCUAUGAAGGAGUUGAAGGAGGCGAUGAGGGUGGUGAUGGUGGAGGCGGAUGGUUUAAGGGUGGUGACGGUGGUGGAGAUCUUGGAGGUUUUGGAGGUGAUGCAGAGGGUGAAGUUUUUUGCUGCUGUUGGGGAAUUUCGUAUUCGAGCUAGGCGGAUCGGGUUGCAGAUGGAAGUAUAA